Emiliania huxleyi CCMP1516 is the source of this 664-nucleotide messenger RNA. RefSeq lists its product as hypothetical. NCBI's taxonomy places the organism in Eukaryota, Haptophyta, Isochrysidales, Noelaerhabdaceae. The transcript has 2 exons. The annotation marks the transcript as partial. The record is from RefSeq and is a predicted model, not a curated record.
GACACGAUUGACUCCGACGCCGCCGCCACACCCGGCACCGCCACACCCGACGCCGCCAUACCCGGUGGGCUGGGCGGAGGUGGGCUAGGCGGUGGCGGUGAGGGCGGCGGGGGCGAGGGAGGCGGUGAGGGCGGCGGUGGCGAGGGAGGCGGCGAUGGCGGCGGCGGCGAGGGUGGCGGCGCCGCGACCUCGAGCGCGGCCACGAUGCCGCGGUCGAUGGAGACGACGCUUCGGCGCGUCCGCGAGUGCCUCGAGCGAGCGCCUCCGAUCGCCUCCAACCCAGAGGGCGCCUUCGCCGCCGCCGUGGCGGCGGCGCAGCGCUUGGUGUCUCUUCUGGCCGCGCACGGUCUUCAGUCCGGGCAGAACGAGAGGCAGCUGUACGUGCACCGGCUGCUACGCGCCACACUUCUGGCGACCGCGCGCACCGCUAGGCAGGAGCGGCUGCCGUAGAAGCAGAAUACGCGUUCUCGUCUCCCAGCCAGCGCUCGAGAGGACACGCCUUCGUCGUUGCUCCGCUGUAUUCGGCUAUAAUCAACUGUGCUCGCAGCCCCUCGUCCUCACGCGGCGCUCUGAAGACUCUGCACGAGACCGCCUUCCCCGCCCUGAGGUUGGCGUAUUCACCUCGCAGGAGCGGCACGCCACGGCGCUCGCGGCCGACGCGCCG